Molecule: messenger RNA, 1420 nt
Organism: Spodoptera frugiperda (fall armyworm)
Lineage: Eukaryota; Metazoa; Arthropoda; Insecta; Lepidoptera; Noctuidae
Exons: 3
Coding region: 45-371 (108 amino acids)
Source: RefSeq, a predicted model, not a curated record
UAAGUCUACAUAUACUACGUGAUAGUACAUUGAUAGUCAACAAUAUGAUUUGUAUCAAACUCUUUUUGUUCUUCGCUUGUUUAUACAUAGCGGAUGCUGAACGAUGUACUCACGCAACAUAUGGUAGAAUAACGGAUAAGAAAUAUGCGGCUAACGUGAUCCGUAUACCACCAGGAGUAGCAGAUUCAGACAUUACGGUCGACCCAAUGGACAAAUCCAAAUGCCCGAAUGGAAUCGUUGGUUUAGAAGUAAAAGCCUGUGAUGGUGAUGUUCCGGACAUAUUGGCGUUUACAAGUUUAUACAAAUUCGUUGUUCACCGCUACGGCGCUGUCGACGAGUGGUGUGUUGUGACCAUCACAGUAAACUGCUAAAGUCUUAAGCUAAUGUCCGAAUACUCAAACGCUACUCAAUUUUAAGACGCUCUCAAAACUAGUUCUGUCCCUAUCAAUUCUUUAUAAAAUGACAGAGAUAGCACGAUAUUUAAGUACAACUUAAAAUUAAGUAGCAUUUCAGUAUUCGGGCGUAAGUGUGGGAGAGCCAUGCUUCAGCACGAAUGGGCCGGCUCGACCGGAGUGAUACCACGGCCUCACAGAAAACGGACGUGAAACAACGCUUGCGUUGUGUGAGUGAGGUUACCGGAGGCCCAAUUACCCUUCCCAAUCUUCCCAUUCUCCAACAACCCUUAAAUUCCUAAAACCCAAAAGGUAACGCACUUGUAACGCCUCUGGUGUUUCAAGUGUCCAUGGGCGGCGGCGAUUGCUUACCAUCAGGUGAUCCGUCUGCUCGUUUACCGGCUUAUCUAUAAAAAAAAAGGCUUAAACAUACAACUUGACAAGAAAGAGUAUGUAAUAAUCGAGGUCACUAGUAUCGCAUUAAUAAUUUGUAUUGCUUAAUUUUAAAUGGUUAAUGAGGUUGUUUUAAUAAAAUCUGUGAAAAGCGCCUAGAUAAGGUAAGCGUCUACAGGCCCGCAUCGCACGCAUCGGACGGAUCCCACGCAACGCAACAUUUUAGUUUGUCUUGUAUAGAAACUCAUACAACUGCGUCCACUGAUCCGCAUCGUACGGACCGCUCGUCGGCAAUGCCUACAUGCAAUGCGUACCGAUGACGUCAUACGGAAUGCCGAUGCCAAAAAUCCGAGUGAAAGUGAGAUCGGCAAUCCGAUUGCUGAUACUCGCGUCGGCAAUCCGAUCGCUGUCGAUACAGUGGACGCAGUCUGAAAAAAUUAAUGCGUUUGAUGCGAUCCGUCCGAUGCGUGCGAUACGUACGAUGCAGGCCUGUGGCUAAUUACUUACCUUAAGUCUUCAGGACUUUCGAUUUCAAGUUCGAUAUUAUUUUGUUUCUUCCUAUUUGCUGUCUGUAUUCUGUAUUCGUUGUGGUUUUAUUUCAAUAUUACCAAACUGUUAAUAAAGUUUAUACUAAC